Molecule: messenger RNA, 591 nt
Organism: Mesorhabditis spiculigera
Lineage: Eukaryota; Metazoa; Nematoda; Chromadorea; Rhabditida; Rhabditidae
Source: the annotation of a GenBank genome assembly
AUGUCACUGUCACCGACCAGGGAGCCGCCGUCGUUGCCGAACAGCCCGCUGAAAAUGCUCGAUGGCCCAAAUUUGAAGCGCGUCGAUUACCUGCCCUGGGACGACUACUUCAUGGCCUCGGCGAUAUUGGCAGCUGAAAGAAGCAAAGACCCGACGACACAGGUCGGCUGCGUGAUCGUCGACGCUGACAACAAGAUCAUCGGUACGGGCUACAAUGGGAUGCCCCUUGGAUGUCACGACGAUACGAUGCCCUGGGGGAAGGGUAAUGCUGAUCCGUUGAUGAACAAGCACACCUUCGUUGUUCAUGCGGAGCAGAACGCGAUUUUGAACAGCAUCGGCAAGAUAACUGGCUGCCGACUCUACACGAAGCUUUUCCCCUGCAACGAUUGUGCGAAAUUGAUCGUCCAGUCCAAGAUCUCCGAAGUCAUCUACAUGCUCGAUCGGGAAUCCUGGGAAAUGGAGGCCGCGCGUGUGCUUUUCAAAAGGGUCGGCAUCAAAUUUCGGCACUUUAAAACCCAAAAGAAAGCGGUGACGAUCCACUUCGACCGCGCGUGCUACGAGAACGACGCGAAAUUCGACAAACAAGAUGCU